Molecule: messenger RNA, 1940 nt
Organism: Morone saxatilis (striped sea-bass)
Lineage: Eukaryota; Metazoa; Chordata; Actinopteri; Moronidae
Gene: doc2b
Product: double C2-like domains, beta
Exons: 9
Coding region: 315-1520 (401 amino acids)
Cellular component (GO): membrane
Source: RefSeq, a predicted model, not a curated record
UAGGAAGAGGAGAGAGCGGGAGGGUAGGUAGUAGUGUGUGUGAGGCUGUCAGACAGCAUGGUCUGGGUCUGAGGACAGCACUGGAAGACGCAGCAGCAGCCUCCCAGAUCUCCAUGUAGACCAGUGUGGUGACAUCCACAGAUCACCUGGACCUGUCCACCCAUCAGCACCACCCAGGACAACACCCACCUCUUCCACAGAGGCAAGAGGAAGAAGAGGAGGAGGACGAGGGGGGUGGGUCUGUUUGUCUUAUUUUUUUUUUCUUUUCUCAGUUUUUUUGGUUUUGGGAGUAGGCUCCGGGCUGGACCGCAUGCAUGACACAACGCAAAGGCGAGAAACCCACCAUCAGCAUCCAGGAGCACAUGGCCAUUGACGUGUGCCCUGGCCCCAUCCAGCCCAUCAAGCAGAUCUCUGACUACUUCCCCCGUUACCCGCGGGGCCUUCCCCCCAUUGCGCCCCACCAAGCGGGCCACGCCGGGCCCCUGUGCCCUGCCCUCACCACCUCUUCGGCCGCUGCUUCCGCCACCGCUGCUGCCGAAAGUGACCGCCCCAAUGAGGAUAAACCAGACCGGGCUUGUGCCGGAGCCUCCGCCUCCUUACAGGCCACCAAGAGGGACGAGGAGCCCGACGUGGAGGGAUACGACUCAGAUGACUCCACUACAUUGGGGACCUUGGAAUUCAGUUUGCAGUAUGACCAGGAGAACAAUGCACUACACUGCACCAUUAACAAAGCCAAGGGGCUCAAGCCGAUGGACCACAAUGGGCUUUCCGACCCCUAUGUCAAGUUGCACCUACUGCCAGGAGCCAGCAAGGCCAAUAAACUUAGAACCAAGACCCUGCACAACACACUCAACCCUGUCUGGAGCGAGACCCUGACCUACUACGGCAUCACCGACGAGGAUAUGGUCCGCAAAACACUCAGGAUUUCAGUGUGUGAUGAGGACAAAUUCCGCCACAACGAGUUCAUCGGGGAAACGCGAAUCCCGCUCAAGAAGCUGAAGCCCAACCAAAUCAAAAACUUCAACAACUGCCUGGAAAAACAGUUACCUGUCAAUAAGACAGAAGACAAGUCCCUGGAGGAGCGAGGACGCAUCAUGAUUUCUCUGAAGUACAACACCCAGAAAUCCUGCCUGGUAGUGGGCAUCAUACGCUGUGCUCACCUCGCCGCCAUGGACGCCAACGGCUUCUCCGACCCCUACGUCAAAACGUACCUGAAGCCUGACGAGAACAAAAAGUCAAAGCACAAGACUACUGUGAAAAAGAAGACGCUCAAUCCUGAGUUCAACGAGGAGUUCUGUUACGACAUAAAAUAUGCAGACCUCACCAAAAAGACCUUGGAGGUGACCGUGUGGGACUACGACAUCGGAAAGUCCAACGAUUUCAUAGGUGGUGUUUCUCUGGGUAUCAAUGCAAACGGAGAGAGGCUCAAACACUGGUUUGACUGCCUCAAAAAUAAGGACAAGAAAAUUGAGCGCUGGCACACGUUGACCAAUGAAUUACCUGGUUCAUUAAAUGACUGAAGACCCACAUCCUGUUGGCCCCCGUUCCCCCCUGGCUGCACCAGAUAGGACUCCUGCCUUUAUUUUCCUACCCCCUCCUCUUCUUCUUCUUCUCUGGAUUUUCCUCAUGUUGGCCACAGUGACCUGUAACACCUCUUCUGGAAUAUAUUUCCUCUCAACAGGGCUCAUUUUAAAAUAUCCAAAACCUUAUGUUUGUGUUCCACAGCAUUCUCACAUAUACAAUAGGGGUUGUUUUUUGAACAAAAUGAAUCACGGGGAUUGAAGUGUUGAAUUUUAAGCUUCAUAAUUCUGACUUCUUGUACGAUCAGUGAAGAAAAAAGGAGCAAAUGCUUUCUAUUUAAUGAGAUAUGAGAUAUUUUACAGCAGCUAAACAAUUUACCAAUGAUUCACCGGUCCCUGUAACAGCACAAACAAAGCCUU